AUGACGUCUAUGUAUGAUGCAGAGGCAAAGAAAGGCGAAAUAUAUGAACUGAAAGCUGAAUUGAACAGUGAUAAACGUGAUCGGAAAAAAGAGGCGGUAAAAAAAGUAAUAGCGAGUAUGACGGUUGGAAAAGAUGUUAGAUCAAUUCUUUUUCCUAGUCAAUUGUUUCCAGAUGUUGUUAAUUGUAUGCAAACGGAUAAUUUAGAAUUAAAAAAAUUGGUCUAUUUAUAUUUAAUGAAUUAUGCAAAAACUCAGCCAGAUAUGGCAAUUUUGGCUGUUAACACCUUUGCGAAGGACUGUAAUGAUCCAAAUCCGUUGAUACGUGCUUUAGCUGUUCGUACAAUGGGUUGUAUACGUGUUGAUAAAAUUACCGAACAUUUAUGCGAACCAUUACGAAAAUGUUUAAAAGAUGAAGAUCCGUAUGUUCGUAAAACAGCUGCUGUUUGUGUAGCAAAAUUACAUGAUAUUAAUCAACAAUUAGUUGAGGAUCAAGGUUUUCUUGAUAUGCUUCGAGAUCUCAUUUCUGAUUCAAAUCCAAUGGUUGUUGCAAAUGCUGUGGCUGCAUUAAGUGAAAUAGCUGAAGCAUCACCACAAAUUAAAGUAUUUGAUUUGAAUACUCCAACGAUAAAUAAACUAUUAACAGCUUUAAACGAGUGUACCGAAUGGGGUCAAAUAUUUAUUUUGGAUGCUAUUUCAAAUUAUUCACCGAGAGAUGAAAAAGAAGCACAAAGUAUAUGUGAACGAGUAACACCUCGUUUAGCGCAUGCAAAUUCUGCAGUUGUUUUAUCGGCUGUCAAAGUUUUAAUGAAGUUUCUUGAAUUAAUUGAUCAGUCUAGUGAAUUUGUACAAAAUACGCAUCGUAAAUUGGCACCACCUCUUGUUACAUUAUUAUCAGCUGAACCAGAACUACAGUAUGUGGCAUUAAGAAAUAUUAAUUUAAUUGUUCAAAAACGUGCUGAUAUAUUGAAAAAUGAAAUGAAAGUGUUUUUUGUAAAAUAUAAUGAUCCAGUUUAUGUUAAAUUAGAAAAAUUAGAUAUAAUGAUACGCUUGACAAAUGCAUCGAAUAUAGCACAAGUGUUAGCUGAAUUAAAAGAAUAUUCAACUGAAGUUGACGUUGAUUUUGUAAGAAAAUCUGUUCGAGCUAUUGGGCGAUGUGCGAUUAAGGUUGAAUCAGCAGCUGAACGAUGUGUUAGUACGUUGAUUGAUCUUAUUCAAACAAAAGUGAAUUAUGUUGUACAAGAAGCAAUUGUUGUCAUUAAAGAUAUAUUUCGAAAAUAUCCAAAUAAAUAUGAAAGUAUUAUUGCAACAUUGUGUGAAAAUCUUGAUUCAUUGGAUGAGCCUGAAGCACGUGCUUCGAUGAUAUGGAUUAUUGGUGAAUAUGCUGAGCGUAUUGACAAUGCUGAUGAAUUAUUAGAAAGUUUUCUUGAUGGAUUCAAAGAUGAAAAUAAUCAAGUACAAUUACAAUUAUUGACGGCUAUAGUUAAAUUAUUUUUAAAAAAACCGAGUGAAACACCGCAAGAGUUAGUCACACGUGUUUUAACAUUGGUCACUCAGGAUUCAGAUAAUCCUGAUUUACGUGAUCGAGGUUAUAUCUAUUGGCGUUUAUUAUCGACAGAUCCAAAAGCAGCUAAAGAAGUCGUUUUAGCGGAAAAACCAUUGAUAUCGGAAGAAACAGAUUUACUUGAACCAACAUUAUUAGAUGAAUUAAUUUGUCAUAUUGGAUCAUUAGCAUCCGUCUAUCAUAAACCUCCAAAUGCAUUUGUUGAAGGACGUCAAACAAAGAAAAAAAAUUUACCAUUACGAUCGUCAGAUGCCAAUUAUAUGGGUACAGGUGCUGGCAUGGGUGACGAUGACGAUAAUGAUAUAAUGCCACCGAAACCGGCACAACAACAAACAACGGUGAUAACAAAUAAUACGGAUUUACUUAUCGGUGAUUUUGAUAUAUUAGGAUCAAUUCCAACAAUGAAUACUGCAACUCAAUCAAAUCAUUAUAAUCCUUCGACUUCGCAACAUGCACCAUCUUCUGUACCAAAUUUACUCGAUGAUGAAUUAUCCUCAAUAUUAGGAACUGAUUUAUAUACCCAUCCAUCAACAACACAAGUAACAAGUCCAAUAAUGGGUAAUAUAUCAAAUACAACAACAGAAUUACUUGGUCAGUUAUUUGGUGAUUUACAACUUGGUGGAGGAAUGGGUUCAUUGUCCUCUUCGGGCGCUGGUGCAUACGUACCACCGAAAGAAGUUUGGCUAAGCGCUCACAAAGGAAAAGGUUUAGAAGUGUCUGGUACAUUUUCUCGCCGUUUGGGUCAUAUCGUAAUGGACAUGACUUUCGAGAAUAAAGCAUUACAACCUAUGAGUGAUUUUGCUCUACAAUUAAAUCGUAACAGUUUCGGUUUAACGCCAGCGAAUCCUCUCCAAAUAACUACUCCAUUGUUUCCUAAUCAAACAUCAUCAACUCAAUUACAAUUGAAUACAAAUGCUCAAAUAUUAAAAAUGGAUCCGUUAACAAAUUUACAAGUAGCAAUUAAAAAUAACAUUGAUUUCUUUUUUUUUGCCUGUAUCGUACCAAUUCAAGUUUAUUUUACUGAUGAUGGUGAAAUGGAUAAAAUGCAGUUUGUUCAAGCAUGGCAAAAUAUACCAGAAAAUAGUGAAAUUAAACAUCAAAUACAAAAUACACAUUCAUUAUCGAUCGAUGAUAUUCAAACUAAAUUGAGAUUGAAUAACAUUCAUACUAUUACACGAACAACAAUUGAACAAAAUGAAAUGUUAUAUCAAACAAUGAAAUUAACAAAUGGUAUAUGGAUAUUAUGUGAAUUAAAAAUAACACCGGGAAAUAAAAUAAUAUCUCUUGAACGUCAGUUUUCCGGUGCUCAUGGAGCAAUUCGUUGUAUACGUUAUAAUAUCGAUGGAAAUUAUUGCUUAACAUCCGGAAGUGAUCGUACUAUCAAACUGUGGAAACCCGACAGUAAUUUGAGUAUAAAAACGUAUACUGGACAUAGUCAGGAUGUUCUUGAUAUACAAAGUUCAUUCGAUAAUUCACGAAUUUGCUCGGGUGGAAUGGAUAAACGUGUUUUGUACAUAGACGUUGUUAGUGGAAAAAUCAUGAAAAAAUUUCAUGCACAUGCAGGACGUGUUCAUUCUGUAAAAUUCAAUGAAGAGGCUACUGUCAUUAUAUCGGCAUCAAUUGAUGGCACUGUUAAACUGUGGGAUGUUAAAAGUCGUGAUUAUGAACCAGUUCAAAUUUUAGAUGAUGCAAAAGAUAGUGUAACAAGUCUAUGUUUAGGAAAUAAUGAAAUAUUAACAUCAUCGUUAGAUCAACGUAUUCGUAUUUACGAUAUAAGAUAUGGAAAAUUGUAUCAAGAUUAUAUUGGACAUAAUUUAACGUUCAUUAGUCUUUCGCACGAUCAACAAUGUUUUCUUAUUAGUACACUAUCUAGUCAAUUGUUGUUGUUUGAUAAAGUGAAUGGAAAACUGUUACAAACUUAUCAUGAUUAUAAAAAUAAUGAAUAUAUGAUUGAAAAUUCAUUUAGUAAUGAUGAUCAAUAUGUCUAUAGUGGUUCAGAAAAUGGACGAUUAAUAUGUUGGAAUUUAUUAACAGCAAAACAAGUAUUUUCAUUAGAACAUGAAAAGGAUAAUAAGAAAUCAGUGAAUACAUUAGCACAUCAUCCUAAAGAAAAUAAAAUAAUAACAGCACAAGAAGGAAUGAUUUAUGUAUGGAAAGAGAAGGAGAACAACGAUGACGAUGUCAAUGAGGAGGCUUUUGUAGAACAAAAACAAACAGUUAGAGAAAAUUCUGAUUUAAAAAAAAAAUUAUUAAAUUCAGUGCCAACAUUUGUGCGUGGAAAUCAUGCAGAAUGA
Molecule: messenger RNA, 3855 nt
Organism: Didymodactylos carnosus
Lineage: Eukaryota; Metazoa; Rotifera; Eurotatoria; Philodinida; Philodinidae
Source: the annotation of a GenBank genome assembly